AGGCUACAUGUGGAUGCCAUUGUCAGUCACUACGUCCCCAACAAGAGAACCCAAAAGUCGAUCAGAUAUUAGUAGCUUAAUUAUAAAAGAAAGAAAAUAUGUAUAAAGGUAACAACAUGGUUAAGCAAAAAAUGAGGUUCCAAGACAUCUUAAGUAAAACUAUAGAUUUAUGUAAAAGUAAGUACAUAGCCAUUCCGGAGUGGGAGAAAGAAAGAUAUGGUAAGCAUUUCGAAGCGUUGCAUUCUAUAAUAUUCGGGAUAUUGAGAUCGGAGAAUGCCCAGCUGGACAGCCUCAUCGCGGAGUACAGUUUGGAAGGUAUGAUCAGGUAGCCGUCCCAGCGGAUCCCCUCGCAUGGAUUCGCUGGACCUUGGCUGAACUUUAGCCGGAACUGCAACCCACACACCUUCCUUAUCCCCAUCCCAUUUUAACCGUGAGUCAGAGUACUUGGAACCGCGAUAUCAAGUGCAAUAGUGUCGUAAAGAUAAAAAGUUUUUGGCGCACUAUCAAAAUCCAGUAAUUGUCUUAAGGCCACGAAUCGGUAUCAAGUGCAGUACGGUCGUAAAGAUAACGUGUUUUUGGCGUACUUUAAAAAUCCGGUCAUUGUCUUAAGUCCGCGAAUCGAAUCCCUGCUCCUCGCGUCCCGCCUUUAUCCGCCGCGCCGCGUUUUUCGACCGUUACUUACCGCGUAGUUUUCGUUAAAUUUUACAGGGAGCACGGGUGAUAUGCUUAAAGUCGCGAAACCCAACGAAUUCGACUUGGUAUUUAGGUUACAAAUACCGUAUUACGAAAGCAUCGUCGUGACGCGAGAUUCGAAUUAUCCGGGCAACGUAUUUCUCGAUAUGACGCGCGUGUUAGAACUUCUUGAAGAUGAUCCCCGCGAGGACCACCAGAGCAUCCUAAAACUACUUCAGCUUCAACUCGUGGACUCGCAAAACUUUCUCGUCGUAGACAAGCUCCGUUCCUGGCUCCAGAGCCUAUUUAGCCAAGCGCUCAAUCGGAUCGCGGAUCGCGUGGAGGUGGAUGGCAUCGUGUCUGUGCUUAAGUAUAGGACCUGUGGGCCGGCGCACACCAUCUUCGUGGAGGGGGAGCUGGAGUACUCGGUCGACUUCGUACCUGCCAUCCGCCUGGGAUUCGAACAGAACGUGUUGCUCGCGGACCAGUUGAUAUACUUUGAACGCGCGAACUUAGCUUACUGGGAUGCGAUCCCCAAGCCCCUGAAAACCCAGACCCAGACCAGCAGCAUAUCAUUUAGGUCCUCGUUUUACUCAGCCGAGAGGGCAAUGCUGAGGGGUGGCCACGAGAAUUGUCGGGAUGCAAUCAAGCUUAUGAAAAAAUUUCGCGAUGUUAAGACCAACUUAAGCAACCUCAAGAGCUACUACAAAACUUUGUUUCUUUGGAAGCUUAGCUAUGAACCAGAGUCCUACUGGCAGGAACCGCUAACGUCAAUUUUGCCCGAUAUGUUUGACGACCUGGUGGAGCGUUUACGGCUAGGAAUUCUUCCUUUCUUCUGGGACCCCGAACUGAACAUGUUAGACGUGUUGACCCGGGACCAAGUGUUGGAAAUGUAUAAAUGUGUCCUUAAAAUUCCAAGUGCUCUGAGGGAAGCCGAAGUCCGUCAAGAGCAUUACUCUGGACUUUACGUUCUUCGAGUGUUCAGUCACAAAAAAGAAAGGAGUCUGCAAUGCUGUUCGAAGAGGAUUAGCAAGCGAAAGCGAAAUGAUAUCCAGCGGCUGACAUAGGA
Messenger RNA from Drosophila suzukii, 1741 nucleotides. It is a transcript of the gene cGlr2, whose product is annotated as cGAS-like receptor 2. The record is from RefSeq and is a predicted model, not a curated record. NCBI's taxonomy places the organism in Eukaryota, Metazoa, Arthropoda, Insecta, Diptera, Drosophilidae.